Messenger RNA from Arabis nemorensis, 2559 nucleotides. The record is from the annotation of a GenBank genome assembly. NCBI's taxonomy places the organism in Eukaryota, Viridiplantae, Streptophyta, Magnoliopsida, Brassicales, Brassicaceae.
AUGAUUCGCGCAAAGCAGCUUAGUAACCUUUCAAGUACAGCAAGAUCCUUUUUUCUUAAUGGAUCGAGAACAAGUGCAGCAGACAGGAAUUCUCGUUCGUACACGGAUGACGAAACUUGUGUCUCGAGACGCCAACAACCUAGGAAGGAAGCUGCACAGACUGAAAAACGACCUUCCAGUAUUGUAUUUAAGCCUUCAGUAGUGGCAAGUAUAUUACCAGGAGAGGUAAGUAAACCGGUGGUUCCAAAGAAUGUUGAUAAUUUUGGUCGGCCAUCUCUAUUGCCACAACAUGUUUCUUCUCCUUCUUCUCUUGUUUUGCCGUGUAAGUCACAUUCGGUUAGUUAUGCGUCAACCAUCACUGGAGAGAAGGAGAACGGUGAACCUUCUUCAGAACCUAUUGGGGAUCAGAUUUUUAGGGCCGGGAUUGUAGCGGUAAAUUUUCUGUCAGAUUUUGCGAAUUGUAAGAUUCCUUCGUCUGAUGGAGGAAGUGGAUUUCCGAAAAGCUGUAUGGUUGAUCCAACUAGGCCUAUUUCAAGUGUCAAAUCGUCUAAUGUGAAAGCUAUUAGAAGAGAACACUUUGCCAAAGUUUAUCCUAGACCAGCUGCAAAAGAGUCGUCAAUGGGUAAAAUUAGAAAUCCUACCAGCAGCUUCCGAAGGGCUAGGGAAGCUGAAAGAGCUGGAAUUGUUAAAGGAUUCAAACAAGUUUCAGUACCGACGACAAAUAACAUGUCCGGCAAGAGGACAAGCAUUUUGCAAAGACCCAAUAUUGAUUCCAACAGGUUUGUGCCAAGCGGUUUCAGCAAAUCUUCAACCGAAAUGAUGAAAGGACCUUCAGGGACUGCUCUGACAUCAAGGCAGUAUUGUAAUUCCGGAUACAUUGUGGAAAAUGUUUCCAGCGUUUUGCGGAGAUUCGGGUGGGGCCCUGCUGCUGAAGAGGCCCUUCAAAAUCUCGGUUUGAGGAUGGAUCCAUACCAAGCAAACCAAGUUCUUAAGCAGAUGAGUGACUAUGGAAGUGCUCUCGGUUUCUUCUACUGGUUGAAAAGGCAACCUGGGUUUAAGCAUGAUGGACAUACUUAUACCACUAUGGUGGGUAACCUCGGUCGUGCUAAGCAAUUUGGUGCAAUAAACAAGCUCCUCGAUGAGAUGGUUAGAGAUGGAUGUCAGCCAAAUACAGUUACAUAUAACCGACUUAUCCAUAGCUAUGGCCGCGCUAAUUACCUGAACGAAGCUAUGAAUGUGUUCAAUCAUAUGCAAGAGGCUGGAUGCAAACCUGACCGAGUAACUUACUGUACCCUUAUAGACAUCCAUGCUAAAGCUGGAUUUCUUGACAUUGCCAUGGAUAUGUACCAGAGAAUGCAAGCAGGAGGUCUUUCUCCUGAUACUUUCACUUACAGUGUCAUAAUAAACUGUCUUGGAAAAGCUGGACAUUUACCCGCUGCACACAAGCUCUUUUGUGAGAUGGUUGAUCAGGGUUGUACCCCUAAUUUGGUGACAUACAAUAUCAUGAUAGACUUGCAUGCGAAAGCGAGAAACUAUCAGAGCUCGUUGAAGCUUUACCGUGACAUGCAAAACGCAGGGUUUGAGCCUGACAAAGUGACAUAUAGCAUUGUGAUGGAGGUGCUUGGCCAUUGUGGACACCUCGAGGAAGCAGAGGCUGUUUUCACCGAGAUGCAGCAGAAGAACUGGAUUCCCGAUGAGCCGGUUUAUGGUCUUUUGGUGGAUUUGUGGGGAAAAGCUGGUAAUGUGGAAAAGGCUUGGCAAUGGUAUCAGGCAAUGCUUCAUGCUGGCCUGCUACCUAAUGUUCCUACAUGCAAUUCCCUUCUUAGUACUUUCCUUAGGGUUAACAAGAUAGCCGACGCUUAUGAGUUAUUACAAAACAUGCUGUCGCUUGGUCUACGCCCUUCUUUGCAGACAUACACGCUACUCUUGAGUAGUUGCACAGAUGGUAGGUCAAAGCUUGACAUGGGUUUCUUUAGCCAGCUAAUGGCAAGCACAGGUCAUCCAGCACAUAUGUUUCUCCUCAAGAUGCCAUCUGCGGGUCCCGAUGGCCAAAACGUGCGCAACCAUGUGAACAACUUCCUGGAUCUCAUGCACAGCGAGGACAGAGAGAGCAAGCGAGGACUGGUGGACGCGGUGGUUGACUUUCUACACAAGUCCGGGCUAAAAGAAGAGGCGGGAUCGGUUUGGGAAGUUGCUGCACAAAAGAAUGUGUUUCCUGAUGCAUUAAGGGAGAAAAGCAGCAGCUACUGGCUUAUCAAUCUCCAUGUAAUGUCGGAGGGAACUGCAGUCAUGGCGCUUUCUAGGACGCUUGCUUGGUUCCGUAAGCAGAUAUUAGCCUCGGGAUCUUGCCCUUCCCGGAUUGAUAUAGUAACUGGUUGGGGAAGACGUAGUAGAGUCACCGGUACAUCAAUGGUGAGACAAGCAGUUGAAGAGCUGCUCAACAUGUUCGGUUCACCGUUUUUCAUGGAGAAUGGAAACUCAGGUUGUUUCGUUGGAUGUGGAGAGUCUCUCAACAAGUGGUUGCUUCAGUCUUAUGUUGAGAGGAUGCAUUUGCUGUGA